Molecule: messenger RNA, 441 nt
Organism: Angiostrongylus costaricensis
Lineage: Eukaryota; Metazoa; Nematoda; Chromadorea; Rhabditida; Metastrongylidae
Source: the annotation of a GenBank genome assembly
AUGGAGUGCAUCCGAGAAUCAGAGCUACGGGAACUAUUCAAAGAGUUUGACAAGAAUGGUGACGGAAAAAUCACAAGAGAAGAACUAGAGCUCGUUCUCAUACAACUGGGGGAAAAACCGUCGAGCUCACAAGUCGAUGCGAUUAUGCGUCAGACAGACACCGACGGUAACGGAUGUAUCGAAGUCGAUGAAUUCCUUCAGGCCUUUCGGAAGCAACUUCUAAAUCCUCGAGAAGAAAGGGAACUGCGAGAAGUAUUUGGAGUGUUUGACAAAAACGGCGAUGGUUUGAUUUCGGCCGAAGAUUUGCUUAUGGUGAUGCAUUCGUUAGGAAAGAAACUCAACGAAGCCGAUGCCCAUGAUAUGAUACGGGAAGGAGAUGUUGACCGCGACGGGAUGAUUAGCUUCCACGGUGAGAGUGAUAACAGAAUGUUAGAAAUUUGA